This is a messenger RNA of Fraxinus pennsylvanica, 339 nucleotides long. The record is from the annotation of a GenBank genome assembly. NCBI's taxonomy places the organism in Eukaryota, Viridiplantae, Streptophyta, Magnoliopsida, Lamiales, Oleaceae.
AUGGUCAGCAUCUCAUGUUGCAUCUCCAAAUUGUCCUUGCAAGAAAUGGCUUUUAUGAUAUCCAAAAACCGGCAAUCUCUAUCUGAAUCAGAAAAGAUGACUGAGGCGGCUGAAACCCUCGAUUCAGUCACCACCCAGCUCUUUCUAAAAUCAUCCUCGACUCAACGUUCAGCCCAAAGACUUGACAAAGACGUUGUUCUCAGGCGUUUACGGUACCAUAAGACGUUGAACAAGGUUAAGAACACUUUCCAGGCAAUACGUGCACCAGAGGAUGGAGGUACAGUAUCAGAUUAUAACGAGAAAUGGCUUGAACAGGGUGAUAAUUUCUCCUUCCCAUGA